AAUUUAAGCGAAACAAUAUACUUUAGGUAUUCCAAUAGGAAUCACACAUCUUAUUUAUUAGUUUUUCAUUAAUAAGAGUCAAAAAAUAAAAGGAAUACAUUAAUUUGUUAAAUUGUUGAACCCUUCGUUAACAUUUUAAAAUUUAUGGUUUGCACUAUGACAAAUAAUUCGAGUGGAAUUGAAAGCUCAAAAAUGGAACAAUUUUUUUUAAUUUUAAAACAUGAAAUUACAAUAGACGAAGAAACUAGUUCUUGGCCAUUUAUGAAAACACCAUGGCCGAUAUUAAGUAUUUUAAUAGUCUAUUUAUUGUUUGUGCAAAUAAUUGGUCCGAAACUAAUGGAAAAACGUAAUGCAUUUAGUUUAAAAUACAUUUUGAUGGCCUACAAUCUAUCUCAGUUAUUGUUUAAUGGUUAUAUACUAUUUCGCUUUUUGAAACCUCAAGUAAUCAACAAAUUUAUAAAAUAUGGCUGCAGCGUUAAUGAGUCAGAAAUAUAUGAAAAACAUAAUAUACUUAGUUUGGCAAAUGAAAUUGUGUGGCUUUACUUCAUAAACAAAGUGUUAGAUUUAAUAGACACUGUUUUCUUUGUUUUAAAAAAAAAGCAAUCACAUGUAUCAUUUUUACAUGUUUACCAUCAUAUGAAUAUGGCUAUUACAUCGUGGGCUUAUUUAAAAAUGAUCAAAGAUUACCAUGCUGUUUUUCCCUUAGCUUUGAACUUAAUAGUUCAUAUUGUCAUGUACACUUACUACUUUUUAGCAUCUCUAGGACCACAAAUACAAAAAUAUUUGUGGUGGAAAAAACACUUGACAUUUUUUCAAAUAUUUUAGUUUAUUGAAUAAUGAGGAUGUGUUAAGCAUUGAUAAUGGUGUUCAAGUUCAAACGAACUAUGUGUUGCGCUUUAUGUGCGAAGCCGGCACUUAAACCUAGUCCAAGUCACGUGGCCAGACUACACUUGUUUCCUCUACCUUUUUCCUUUCCAUCAAAAAAUAUUAGAUUACUUUAAAAUAUUGUUAAUUAUGAGUAAAUGUGUUAUCGUUAAGAUUUAUGUAUGUGUAACUUUAUGUUAAGUAAUUUGAGCAGAUAUUUUUAAAUUAUAAAU
This is a messenger RNA of Daktulosphaira vitifoliae (grape phylloxera), 1097 nucleotides long. Its product is annotated as elongation of very long chain fatty acids protein 4-like. Gene Ontology annotation, biological process: fatty acid elongation, polyunsaturated fatty acid; fatty acid elongation, saturated fatty acid; fatty acid elongation, monounsaturated fatty acid. The record is from RefSeq and is a predicted model, not a curated record. The coding region runs from base 145 to 825 and encodes 226 amino acids. Gene Ontology annotation, cellular component: endoplasmic reticulum membrane. The transcript is spliced from 8 exons. Lineage: Eukaryota; Metazoa; Arthropoda; Insecta; Hemiptera; Phylloxeridae. Gene Ontology annotation, molecular function: fatty acid elongase activity.